Salvia splendens (bonfire salvia) is the source of this 705-nucleotide messenger RNA. Its product is annotated as harpin HrpN-like. The transcript has 2 exons. Bases 1 to 705 code for a protein of 234 amino acids. NCBI's taxonomy places the organism in Eukaryota, Viridiplantae, Streptophyta, Magnoliopsida, Lamiales, Lamiaceae. The record is from RefSeq and is a predicted model, not a curated record.
AUGGGUCUGCUCAGUUCCGGCGUCCCGGAUACGCCGGCAGCACGGGUGGAAACUUCGGUUCCGGCCCGAGGCUCUAGCGGGGCCGGCGGCGGUGGCGGUAGGGGCGGCUUGGGCAGCGGCGUCGGUGGCGGCUUGGGCAGCGGCGUCGGCAGUGGUGGUGGCGAGGGCAGUGGCGUCGGCGGUAGCGGUGGCUCUGGCUCCAACGGGGGCAAGCUCUACACCAAAUCGGAGAGCAUUGCCGUGGCAAGGGCGUGGGAUGCCAUCACAUCAGUCCCCAUGGUGGGCACCGAUCAGCCCGAGGGGAGCUUAUGGAGGCGCGUCAUGAUGGCAUACGAUGAGUUCAAACCCGACGGCGCCGAUAAGCGCGACCCGGAACAGCUCCGAAAAAAGUGGGGUAGGAUUCUGCGGGCUACCAAGCGGUUCACGUCCAUAUACCAGAACAACCUUCUCCACGCUGAGAGUGGCCGAAGCGAUACAGACGUGAAGGCCCUGUCGAUGGGCCAAUACAACACGGAGGGCUGGCCGAAGUUCACACUAGGUGGGAUGACAUUGUCGACUCCAGAGUCGAAAUGUGUGGAGCUUGCCGCGAUCCAGCCGCGAUCUUCUCUGUGUUCCCCAAUAUCACGCGGCAGAGCAGCAGGUGCCCACAGCGCGCUGCCAAACAUCACAAUUUUUGAAUUUGAAAUUGAAAUUGAGAUAAGGUAA